GCAGCGCAGCUCUUCCGGGCCGAACGUACGUAUGGUAGGCCCCCAAGAGCGGUAUUACAUCUAGUCCGUCAGUAUAAGUAGCCAAAUCUUUUGAGGCAAGUCGGGCUGAACGUUUUUCAGAAGUGACGAUCACAGGUCUUUCAGUCUUAACAUAAAUGACAUGAAUUUCUCAGCUAUCAGUGAUUACGAAUGCCACGGGAGGCACUUGCAUAUCGCCUUGGUGAAUCGUAACAAAAAUAAGCUUACAUUACAAGUAGACGAUGACGUACUGGACGUGGGCUGUGGUACCGGUGUAGAGACAAAGUCCAUUGCAGCGGAAGUGAAAAGUGUGACGGGCAUUGACUCUUCGAAGGAGAUGAUAGCCUUUGCUCGUGCAAACAACUCAGCGCCAAAUGUAACCUACAGUUUGGGAGAUGCGCAAACAAUUGGGGACUGCUCUGAGUGGCAGGAGAGAUUUGACAAAGCAGUCAGCUUCUUUGUUCUUCACUGGUGUCCGGACCAUGCUAUGGCACUCAGGAGCAUCCUGGCCUGCCUCAAGCCCGGAGGUGAAGCGCUGUUCAUCGUUUGCAAUAGGUCUUCUUGGGUCCCCGAGUCAGUUCAGUUCGUUCAAAACCACAUCAAAUGGAGUACAUACGGAAAGGACUUCAAGUCUUCCUGUCAAUUUUGGAAUAUGUCCGUCUCAGAAGCUGAAAAACUGCUGGCGUCUUGUGGUUGGAAAAACGUACGCUGUGAGCUCCAGCAUCACGGCCAAAUAACGGAAGAACCCACAAAAGCAAUGAUAAAGAGUGGUCUAGGGAUCUCAGCGCAAAUACCGGAAUCAGAGAUGGAGGAAUACCUUCGAGACAUGUGGCAGUGGACAUUGUCACAAUACGGGGACUCGUCCAAGCCUGGACACGUCCGCAUUCCAGCAGAAAUUUUCAUCAUUCAGGCUUGCAAAUCUUGCUGAGAUAUAUUAAUUCAGCACUCGCUUUCUUCGAAAUACUGGGGUGAUUGGGCACCGCGUGGUGGUUUGUAGUAGUCUAUCUUUCUCCUUUUUUGGAUGAUAGUUCUCUGCAGCUUUUCUCCGAGAAAGUACAUUUUAUGAACUUGAAACUUAAGACGAACAUCAACCCCGAUCCCUAGAUGUAAAUACAAACACAUGGCAUUGUCAGGUAUCAACUUGUUAACGAUUAUCUACUUGACAUAUCUCAUGAACUGAUAUAGGUGUAUCAUAUUUUAGGAUCUGACAUAUUUUGAGUGGGGCAACAGUUUUGUCUGUGAUCUUGAAGUCGUUUAACCUUUGCUUUGGGAGUAAAUGGAGGGUCACAGCUCAGGGUAAUUUUAAAUGCUCUAAGCAAGGAUAUUGACGUGGAACCUCGAACAAACAUCAACGUUAAUGCCGAGGUGGGCGUGCUUUUAUGACUUACUCCGACGUCAUAUAACUGGAGUAACUAUACAUAAGAUGAAUAUCUGUGUCAUGACUGGCUCCCUUUAGUGUCAUUUUGUGUAAGUCAGUCCCCCAAGGCUUCUCUAAGUUCCACGGUCGGGUAAUGAACAGAUUGUAGUCAUUUCCCUUCCCCACUUGCCGACACAGAUUUACGCCACCAACCAUACAUCAUUUAAGUACUCGAAGCCUAAGUCAGUCAUUAUAAAUGUUGCUUAGUUAACGAAAUGGCAGCAUUUUCCAGAAUCUUCCUGUCUUAAAACAAUUCCUACACAACAAAGUUUCGAUAACAUUACCACCACAGCCCACUCAUGUCUCAGUAUGUAACGACAUCAUUUUACGCUCGACAAUACGGUCACAAAACACGAAUUUAUACUACAGUGAAACAAUAAAUCAUUAAAAUUGUCACACUGCAGUACUGGCAAUUUAGGAUACUUGUACCUGCCAGUAAAUUUUGUUCAUUUUCAACAACUUACAAAUUUGAUACUUAAUAUUAGAGUGGGGUUUCUUCCCCGUAUAAUAUAUUAAAUAUGAAAUCAAGUAUCUGCAAAAAGAAGUAACUUAAGCGAAUUCCAGUACAAGCCUGUAACUACUUUAUGGCACAUUGAAAGCUUUUUGUCCAUUUUUUCCCCUUUUCAGUACUAUUUCAGCUAAGACAGUGAAAAUAUUCAGCAUUAAGGAAAACGAGGUGCUUUAUGUCAGGCACGUGAUGCAUGUCGGAGCUGCCUAACCAGCUUAAGUUAAGAUUCUGCCCCUUAAUAUGUUCAAGUGGUAUUUUUUUGUGAUAAAAAGGGGUCGCAAUUAUGUCAGAAAAGUAAUGGUAGGAAGGUGACAUAAUAUAGUAUUUGAAUAUAGAAAUUUGUAGUUUCAGUAACAAAAUUUUGCACCAAUCGCCAGAAUGAGAUGAAUCGUUUCUUUCCUCCCCUGGUGGGAGCUAGGGAUAAACAAAAAGUAGAUACAAAUUUGUUAGUUAAAUGUUAGACAAAUGGAGGGGAAAUAAUGAACGCUGUAAUAUGUCUCAUUUAAUAUACAACAACAAACAUGUUUCCUUACAGAAUUGUUUUCCAUAGUUUAAGCAAUGGUUGUGUGGGUUUGCGUGACUGUACGUUUGUUUGCUUGCUCGGCUUCGACGUAUGCCCAAACGAGUGGCUCUUGAGCUAAAAUACAUUGCUAAAUACCUGCUCCAAAAUGUCUGUGUUGAUUAUUCCACGCCAAAGAGUGGCUCUUAUUAUUAGGAUCAAAUACAAUAAACUGCUUAGUAUCGGCUCAAAAAUUGUUGUCCAUUCUUUCGUUAAAUGUA
Molecule: messenger RNA, 2723 nt
Organism: Acanthaster planci (crown-of-thorns starfish)
Lineage: Eukaryota; Metazoa; Echinodermata; Asteroidea; Valvatida; Acanthasteridae
Product: 4-vinylphenol methyltransferase 1-like
Source: RefSeq, a predicted model, not a curated record